AUGUCGAGCAGCACGCCGAAAGAGACAUCGGCAGUCACUGAAACGAAUGUGUUUUUAGACAACAACCAACCUCUGUCGGAAGAUACUCCCAAAAAUGGAUCAUUUUUUAGUUCCAUUCGUCGCUACAUCUGGGACGACCCAAAGAAAUCACCCAAAGAGAAAUGGUUCCUAUUAAAGCUCGACGUCUUCUUGCUUACCAUAUCCUGUCUCGGAUAUUUCAGUAAGAAUCUCGAUCAGGCCAAUAUAAGCAAUGCAUACGUUUCCGGAAUGUCAGAGGCAUUAAAUAUGAAGGGCAACGAGUUGACUUAUGCCAGCAAUGUCUUUACGGCCGGCUAUGUCCUCGGUCAACUACCUGCUGUGAUCUUAGUCACACGCAUUCGUCCUUCGAUCCUUAUCCCUACUGUGGAAAUUUUCUGGUCAAUUUUCACAUUUUGCUCUGCUGCUGUCAAGACUACAUCUCAGCUAUAUGCUAUGCGCUUUCUACUUGCUAUCUGUGAAGGUACCUAUUUUCCGACUGUUGUAUACAUUAUAGGUUCAUGGUACACCAAAAGCGAGCGUGGGAAACGCAUGACCAUAUUCUACGCCACUGCAAGUCUAGCUGGUAUGUUCAGUGGAUACCUUCAAGCCGGCGCAUACAAAGGUCUUAAUGGCGUGUUGGGUCAUGCUGGUUGGCAAUGGCUCUUUAUUGUCUGCGGUAUCAUCAGCCUUCCCAUCGGCAUCGCAGGAUAUUUCUUCUACCCAGACUUCCCGGAAACUACCCGCGCAUUCUACAUCACCCAGGAAGAAGCAGAGUGGGCCCAAAAGCGCUUGAUCGCAGAUGGCAUGAAACCCCUUGGAGCUUCUGCCUGGGACCGCACGAAGAUCUUUCGUAUCAUGAAGCAAUGGCAGUUCUGGGUCUUGCCGGUUGGAUACUUCCUCGUUCAAGGAAGCUAUCCUAUUCAGCAGCCUGCUUUUGCCCUCUGGCUCAAAUCGACUGGACAUUCAGUCUAUCAAAUCAACGUUUGGCCAACCGGUCAGUACGCCGUUGGUUUUGUGACGCAAAUACUUGCCGGUAUUAUUUCUGAUUCUCCCAUUUUUCGCGGUAAACGUUGGCAAACUCUUAUUGCUAUGCAAAUACCUACAAUACUUGGCUGUAUCGUGCUCGCUGUCUGGGAUGUCCCCAUUGGCCUCAAAUAUGCGGCCUAUUACCUGACGUUUACCGCUGCUGGUGUUCCAGGUAUCUAUUACGCUUGGUAUUCGGAUCUGAUGCCGCAUGAUCACGAGAUGAGAGGGUUUAUCAUCGCCGCUUCAAAUAUGUUUAGUUAUAUCCAGUCAAUUUGGUGGACUUUGACCGUUUGGAGGACGGUAUUGUCUCCUCGUUUUCAUGCUGCGUUUAUUGGAGCUGCUAGUCUCGGUGUUACGCUUUGUUUUCUUGCGGUUGUGCUUCAGCGCUUGGAGAAGCACGAUACGAAAAAGCGAGCUUUGAUUGAAGACGGGACAAGUGAUGAGGAAAUAGUUAGAGCAGAUAGUACUUAG
Talaromyces amestolkiae is the source of this 1515-nucleotide messenger RNA. RefSeq lists its product as uncharacterized. Bases 1 to 1515 code for a protein of 504 amino acids. Gene Ontology annotation, cellular component: membrane. The transcript has a single exon. Lineage: Eukaryota; Fungi; Ascomycota; Eurotiomycetes; Eurotiales; Trichocomaceae. Gene Ontology annotation, biological process: transmembrane transport. The record is from RefSeq and is a predicted model, not a curated record. Gene Ontology annotation, molecular function: transmembrane transporter activity.